GCGGAGGGCGAAGGGCAGGCCAGGGCGCCGCAGACGCGGGGACUCUGGCUCGCUCCCUCCCACCCUCCAAUGCUGAUAAGUUCCCAAGAGUGCAAUUGCUGAGUCAUAUGCUAGGCCCUUUCCUCUGGCCUCAUGUGAUUGAAACCCUUGCUGGCUGGCUGUCCCAUUCUAUUGACCCUUAAUCUUGAUGCUGCUGUCUGAGUCAAUUUCUUGAAGCACAACCGUAGCAAUGGCAUUGCUUUGUUCUAAAACCUCGGUGACUCCCAGCUGCCUGCAGAAUACAGUCCAGAUUCCCUGAUCAAAUGAUGCUGUUUGGAAAAGUUUCCCAGCAGUUGUGUGGAUUAAAGAAACUCCCAUGGUCAUGUGACUCCAGAUACUUCUGGGGCUGGCUGAAUACAGUGUUUAAUAAGGUGGAUUACGAGCGCAUCAGGGAUGUUGGCCCUGACAGGGCAGCAUCCGAGUGGUUGCUGCGCUGUGGGGCCAUGGUACGCUACCAUGGUCAGGAGAAGUGGCAGAAGGACUACAACCACCUCCCAACAGGCCCUCUGGACAAAUACAAGAUUCAGGCAAUUGAUGCCACCGACUCUUGUAUCAUGAGCAUUGGAUUUGAUCACAUGGAGGGCCUAGAGCAUGUUGAAAAAAUAAGGCUGUGCAAGUGUCAGUAUAUCGAGGACGGCUGUUUGCUGAAACUUAGUCAACUUGAAAAUUUACGAAAAAGCAUAUUGGAAAUGGAAAUAAUAUCCUGUGGGAAUAUCACAGACAAAGGCAUUGUUGCUUUGCGUCAUUUCAGAAACCUCAAAUAUUUGUUGUUAAGUGAUCUUCCUGGAGUAAGAGAAAAAGAAAAUCUUGUCCAAACCUUUAAGACAGCACUGCCUUCUCUGGAACUAAAAUUACAAUUGAAGUAAAAGAAUGUAUCUUA
Molecule: messenger RNA, 919 nt
Organism: Saimiri boliviensis boliviensis (Bolivian squirrel monkey)
Lineage: Eukaryota; Metazoa; Chordata; Mammalia; Primates; Cebidae
Source: RefSeq, a predicted model, not a curated record